CCUCGCCGCCCCUUCUCCUCGCUUCCACUCCCCCUCCCCUCAGUCGUGGGCUUCCUUCUUGGGUCCAGGGCUUGGGGAGGGGGCGGAGGCCCGGCAAGCCGAGCGGCCCAGAGGCCGGUGGGCCCCGCGCACCUGUUGUUUGCAGGCGCCCGCAACCCUUCGUCCCGCCCUCGGCCGGCGGAGGCUGCAGAGGCGGCGACAGAGGUGGCCCGGAGCAGACCCGGCAGGUGGCCGAGCGCGAGGUCCGCACCACUGCGGUGCGGGGACGCGAUGGCGGCGGCCGAGCCCGCAAGCUCUGGGCAGCCGGCACCGGAGGGCCAAGGGCAGGGCCAGCGGCCGCAGCCGCCGCCGUCCCAGGCGCAGCCCCCACCCCCGCAGCAGCCACUCGGGAGCGGCGGGGGCGGCAGCAGCAGGCACGAGAAGAGCCUGGGGCUGCUUACCACCAAGUUCGUGUCGCUGCUGCAGGAGGCCAAGGACGGCGUCCUGGAUCUCAAAGCGGCUGCAGAUACUUUGGCUGUGAGGCAAAAAAGAAGAAUUUAUGAUAUCACCAAUGUCUUGGAAGGAAUUGACCUAAUUGAAAAAAAGUCAAAAAACAGUAUACAGUGGAAAGGUGUAGGUGCCGGUUGUAACACUAAAGAAGUCAUAGAUAGAUUAAGAUAUCUUAAAGCUGAAAUUGAAGAUCUAGAACUGAAGGAAAGAGAACUUGAUCAGCAGAAGUUGUGGCUACAGCAAAGCAUCAAAAAUGUGAUGGACGACUCCAUUAAUAAUAGAUUUUCCUAUGUAACUCAUGAAGACAUCUGUAAUUGCUUUAACGGUGAUACACUUUUGGCCAUUCAAGCACCUUCUGGUACACAGCUGGAGGUACCUAUUCCAGAAAUGGGUCAGAAUGGACAAAAGAAAUACCAGAUCAACCUAAAGAGUCAUUCAGGACCUAUCCAUGUGCUGCUUAUAAAUAAAGAGUCCAGCUCAUCUAAGCCUGUGGUUUUCCCUGUACCCCCACCUGAUGACCUCACGCAACCUUCUUCUCAGCCGUCGACUCCUGUGACGCCACAGAAAUCCACCACCGCAACUCAGAACCUGCCUGAGCAACAUAUCUCUGAAAGAAGCCAGAAUCUUCAGCAGACACCAGCCACAGAUGUAUCUUCAGCGGGAUCUAUUAGUGGAGAUAUCAUUGAUGAAUUAAUGUCUUCUGAUGUGUUUCCGCUCUUACGGCUUUCUCCGACCCCAGCGGAUGACUACAACUUUAAUUUAGAUGAUAAUGAAGGAGUUUGUGAUCUGUUUGAUGUCCAGAUACUAAAUUAUUAGAUUCCAUGGAAACUUGGGACUGUUAUCUACCUCUAACUGUGUAACAUUUUAGACUUCUUAAUAACCUAAGUAUUUAAAAUAAUGAAUGUAACAACUUUUAGUUCACUGAUUCUGAACUGUUCUUCCCCUAAUACUUUCUUUUAUACUUCACAAAACUUCAUAAAAACAAAGGGCUCUGAUUGCUUCAGGGGAAAAGUGACUUCAUAUCCACUAACCCCCUUCCCUCAAGUAGUUACAUUCUGGAGUUUCAACUUUUCUUCCAGUUCUGAAUCCUUGUUUUCCCCUCAUACCAGAGGAAAGUUAAGGUUAUCAAAAACAAAAAUGUUGCCCAAGGGCUCAUCACAUUUGUCUUAGAGUUUUACUGCCACGAGACUGUCCCUAUUCUGUGUCUCCUCCAAUUCAAACAAACAGACAUUCACUGCCACUUAUAAAGUGAAGGGUGUAAACUAGGAGAUAUUAACUGUUUCAGUGAACAGAUUUUGUGAAGUGCCUUCUGUUUUAGCACUUUAAGUUUAUCACAUUUUGUUGACUUCUGACAUUCCACUUUCCUAGGUUAUAGGAAAGAUCUGCUUAUGUAGUUUGUUUUUAAAAUGUGCCAAUGCCUGUACAUUAACAAGAUUUUUUAAAAUAAAAUUGUAUAAAACAUUUAA
Messenger RNA from Phacochoerus africanus (Common warthog), 1955 nucleotides. It is a transcript of the gene E2F5, whose product is annotated as E2F transcription factor 5. Lineage: Eukaryota; Metazoa; Chordata; Mammalia; Artiodactyla; Suidae. Gene Ontology annotation, biological process: regulation of transcription by RNA polymerase II. The record is from RefSeq and is a predicted model, not a curated record. The coding region runs from base 271 to 1305 and encodes 344 amino acids. Gene Ontology annotation, cellular component: RNA polymerase II transcription regulator complex. Gene Ontology annotation, molecular function: RNA polymerase II cis-regulatory region sequence-specific DNA binding; protein dimerization activity; DNA-binding transcription factor activity, RNA polymerase II-specific. The transcript is spliced from 8 exons.